GAAAACGUGAGGAUAAAGUGAUGCUUUUUGAUGAAAUAGUGACAGCUCUUUGUUGGUGAAUAGAAAAUCAGAGGUGAAUCUGAGAGAGAGAGAGAGAGAGAGAGAGAGAGAGAGAGAGAGAGAGGACUCCUCCUACCAAAUUAUUCACACUGGGCCGGCUCUGCUCUGCUCUGCUCUCUUCACAAAUACAACACGGUUCUCAAAUCCAGGCAGUCCCAACCUGACCUCCAAGCACCGAGGAACCCCCUCCCUUCCUCCUGCUGCACAAAAAGAAGAAACCCAAAACUUUGUGACAUUAUUUUUUGGCAUCUGUUCACACUGUAGCCCCCUCCUCCUCCCCUGGUCCCUCUCCACCACAGCUUCUACACCGUUUUGUCGCAUCAUUUGGACUAUAUACUUUUUUUUCUUCUUCUUUUACUGGAUGAGAGACAUUCACGGGAAGCAGGAAUUCAGCGCCUCUCCUCCUGUCCCACCCAUGCUGUAGUUUUUUUUUCUGCUUUCAGCCGAGGAGGUGGUCUAAAUCACCAGGGUUUGGUUUGUUUUUUUUUUUUCUCCUGUUUUGUGUUUUGUGUAGAGCCCAGUCGGAUGCGCUGAGAAAAACAAAAAAAGGAGAGAAAAAAAGGAAAACGGGGCGCAGCGCAGAGGCACGGUAUAUGGAAGUUGUGAGCUGCAAAACAGAGGCGAGCAGUUGCACGUUGUGUCCAGGACCGGGAGCCAUGCUUUUCCACGGGAUCUCCGGGGAUCACAUCCAAGGGAUCAUGGAGGAGAUGGAGAGAAGGACGAAGACGGAGUCGCGCCUGGCGAAGGGCAUGCAGCUCAACGGCAGGGAGUCGACCAUGACCUCCAUGAGCCCGGAGAAGCCUGCCCUGUGCGCCGGCUGCGGUGGGAAGAUCUCGGACAGAUACUACCUGCUGGCCGUGGACAAACAGUGGCAUCUGCGGUGCCUCAAAUGCUGUGAAUGUAAGCUGGCGCUGGAAUCGGAGCUGACGUGCUUUGCCAAGGAUGGGAGUAUUUAUUGCAAGGAGGAUUACUACAGGUUCUCCGUGCAAAGGUGCGCGCGCUGCCACCUCGGGAUAUCCGCCUCGGAGAUGGUGAUGCGAGCGCGCGACUCCGUGUACCACCUGAGCUGCUUCACGUGCACCACGUGCAACAAAACCCUGACCACGGGCGACCACUUCGGCAUGAAGGACAGCCUGGUGUACUGCAGGCUCCACUUCGAGACGCUGGUGCAGGGCCAGGACUACCAUCCGCAGCUCAACUUCGCCGAGCUGGCGGCCAAAGGCGGCGGCCUCGCGCUGCCCUACUUCAACGGCACGGGGACGGCGCAGAAAGGGAGGCCGCGCAAGAGGAAGAGCCCGGCCAUGGGGAUAGACAUACCCAGCUACAACACAGGCUGCAACGAGAACGACACCGACCACUUGGACCGAGACCAGCAGGCCUACGCUCCGACGCAGAAGACCAAGCGCAUGCGGACCUCCUUUAAGCACCAUCAGCUCCGGACAAUGAAAUCCUACUUUGCCAUCAACCACAACCCGGACGCCAAGGACUUAAAGCAGCUGGCUCAGAAAACAGGCCUCACUAAGAGAGUUCUGCAGGUUUGGUUCCAAAACGCAAGAGCCAAAUUCAGAAGGAACGUUUUGCGACAGGAGAAUGGAGGUGUUGAUAAGGCUGAUGGCACCUCACUCCCUCCACCCUCAUCCGACAGUGGGGCCCUGACCCCCCCCUCCAGCGCGGCCACACUAACAGACCUGACAAACCCCUCUAUCACUGUAGUGACCUCCGUCACGUCUAGUUUGGACAGCCAUGAUUCGGGGAGCCCUUCACAAACUACCUUGACAAACCUUUUCUAACAAGCUAUCUCUAUCAGACUGAUUGUUAUUUCAACUGAGUUUUGUUUUUGCUCUUUUUUUGGACUUUCUUUAAGUUUUUUCUUUAACUUACAUUUAUUUUUGUAAAUGACACCUUUAAAAUGAAGCAGAGACCGCUCCUGGGAAGAGACAGUGCUGUACUGUAUACACAAACAGGAACAACAACGGCUACAACAGCAGCGACUACUUAGGAAAUUUCUCUAAUGUGUAGCAUCUCAAGCUGCAAAGAUUGACUUUUGGAUUCUUGGACUUAUUUGGAGUCAAAGAUAUUGAAAAAAUUGUCUUGGGUUGCAGAUUUUAUUCGGGGGAAAAAAACUUGAAACUUGGCUGGAAAUUUAGACUCUGUCUGAUCUGACUUAAUUUGUGUAUUUGUAGUAAAAUAUGUUUGAAACACGCCCUCCCUAAUUUAUUGUUAAUUGGUGAAAUAAAAGAAAAAAUAGUGCCAGAAGUAUGUAUAUGUAUGCACUGUGUUCGCACUAUCAAGAUUUUUUAAUUUCUCUGGUUCUGCGUUGGAAUAAUUUGGAAAACCUGUCGAAUGUUCUGUAUAUGGGUAACUCCAGAAAACAGGCUUUAAUUAAUACCGAAUGUUUUCAGUCUGAAAGGCUGACUUUAAUGGAAUCAGACGCCGGCAAUCUGACAGAAGCUACAUGUAAAAGCAUCUAAAUUUACAUUGUAAAGCACCUAGACGGCCGCCAGACAGAAGCUGAAACCACACAUGGGCGUUUUUCUCAUGAAUCCAGAAGCAAAUCCCACACUGUGCAGUGGUAACUGUUCAGCGCAUCCAUUAGUAGAAACUGAUGAUUUAAAUAAAAUAAAAUAAAAAGCAGCAGAAGAAAUUCAGAUCAGUUGGAAUCACUCGUCUGUAUGACAGAGCGCUUUCUGCUUUUGGGGACUUGUGGUUCUCACAGAGCCUGGUAAACAUAUCACCAGACCCACAGCUAAACUCAGUUGCACAGUGACAACAUACUGCCCAGAGAAAAGUGCAUUAUUGUCCUUAUCAUGUUGCUCAGGGUAAUGACGUGAUUUUAAAUGUAAAACAAAAAAAAAAAAGAAAAAAAAAGAGUCAGGGGCUGAGAAAUUAGACGGUUGCGACGCUGCAGACUAGACUUUAGGAGCUGACAGAACCAGUCAAAACAUCUGACCUCAGAUGGGUGGAGUCGCGAGAAGAAGCCAGUAGGAAAUCAUUGUCCAUGUGUUCCCUGUUUGUUACACUUUCUUUAUUGACACUUGCCACUGAACAGACCAAAAAAUAAUAGUUUAAAAAAACAAAACCAACAACCUGCCCCUGUUUCUUCUGGCUGAUAGAUCGAGCGAGAAAACCUUCAGAUUUCAUUGUGAGCGUCACAGUUUGUUCUCCUGCAGAACAAAGUGCCGCUCUUGAUCUACUUCAUGAAGUAGACGCCUAACUCAGUUCUACUAUGUGCCUUAAUGCUAUAACUUGGGAGAGAGUUUGUGAAAUUCAGGAUCUAUGUGCUCUUUGUUAACUGACUCACAUCCUUUUGGCGCCUCACUAGUUUUGUACUGUUUUGCAUCUUAUUUCCGAAGAUCUUUUUAUGGUGUAUCCUGUUUUAAAAGUAAAAAAAACAAGAAAAAAAGUGGGCAGGAGGGAGGGGCAGCGAUGUCAUAGAAAGCAUUUGUGCACUCUUUCAGAUAUAGUUGGGUAAUCCAAGAACCUUAUAUAUUGAUCUCCGUGUUAAUAGUUGAGUACAGUAAGUGUUCUAUCAAGAUUGUCCAUGUUUCCCUGUUUCUUGAUAAAGAUGGUGUAUAGAAACUAUUUCCCCUUAAAUAUUUAUGGACCAAACGGUUGUUAUAUAUCUUAUUAAAUUUGUGUGAAUAAAAAUACUUUGCUUUAAA
This is a messenger RNA of Xiphophorus couchianus (Monterrey platyfish), 3722 nucleotides long. It is a transcript of the gene lhx9, whose product is annotated as LIM homeobox 9. Gene Ontology annotation, cellular component: nucleus. The transcript is spliced from 5 exons. The record is from RefSeq and is a predicted model, not a curated record. The coding region runs from base 654 to 1850 and encodes 398 amino acids. Gene Ontology annotation, molecular function: RNA polymerase II transcription regulatory region sequence-specific DNA binding; DNA-binding transcription factor activity, RNA polymerase II-specific. Lineage: Eukaryota; Metazoa; Chordata; Actinopteri; Cyprinodontiformes; Poeciliidae. Gene Ontology annotation, biological process: neuron differentiation; regulation of transcription by RNA polymerase II.